UUCAUUUCUUCUUGUUUCUUCAUUUUUAUUUUGAGCUUAAACUCUAUCCAUCCUUGUAAAAUCUAAUCUUCCAUUUCCAUUUCUAGGCUUUACUUUCUUCCUCUCCAAACAAUCUCUUUCUUUAUUCUUGGUUUAGUUCAGUUCAGCACAGUUUUUGUUUCCUCGGUAGCAUCGAACGUGAAGAAGAUGUUUACAAGUUGUGCUAUAAAACAACACUUCAUCUAUUAUCUCUCUAGCUUGUCUUCUUCUAUCACUUUACUUGAGGCAGUUUCGGCCAUUGAUCUUUGCUCUGCAGAUCCAUGAAGCCCCAUGCUGAUUCGUCUUCUCUCUUUCGUUAGAUCUGUUGACUUUUCUUCUACUCACCUCAUGCUUCAAAUUUUGUAUGCUAAUUGAAGCAUGUGCGGUGGUCCAGAGCGAUCAAAAUCUAGCACCAAAGAUAUGAAUAACCUUAGUGUUGAGACUGAAGAUUCUUUUUCCAGCUUACUUGAACUUGCUUCUAACAAUGAUGUUGAAGGCUUUAAGCGAGUAUUAGAGCGGGAUCCUUCUUGUGUUGACGAGGUUGGGCUGUGGUAUGGCCGUCAAAAAGGCUCAAAACAGAUAGUUCGCGAGGCUAAAACUCCGUUGAUGGUUGCUGCUACCUAUGGUAGUGUUGAUGUGCUUAAGCUUAUACUGCUGCAUUCUAUGGCUGAUGUAAAUCUCUCAUGUGGCACGGACAAAAGCACUGCCCUUCAUUGUGCUGCUUCUGGAGGUUCACCUGAUAUGAUUGAUGUUGUUAGACUGCUCUUAGCUGCAGGUGCGGAUCCAUAUUGUGUUGAUGCCAGUGGUCGACGUGCGGUUGAUGUUAUUGCUGUUCCACCAAAGCUGCAGAGCAUGAGAAUCGCUCUUGAAGAACUUCUUGGAAGCAAUUGUGCUUCUCGUGUUAGCCGUGAUGUUGAGAGCAAUUUGACAAUAUCGACUAGUUCUUCUAGUUCUAGCUCCCCAAUCCUCUCUGUAUUAGGCAAUGGGUCACUACCAUCUCCUACUGAGUUAGCAUCUUCUCCAAUAUCCUCAAAGUUUAAUGAUGUAUCUGUCAGUGCUGUUGCUGAAAAGAAAGAAUACCCAAUUGAUCCAUCUCUCCCAGACAUAAAAAACAGCAUUUAUGCAUCUGAUGAGUUUCGGAUGUUCUCCUUCAAGGUCCGUCCUUGUUCCCGAGCAUAUUCCCAUGAUUGGACAGAGUGCCCUUUUGUCCACCCGGGGGAGAAUGCUCGGCGAAGAGAUCCUCGGAAGUUUCACUAUAGCUGUGUGCCUUGUCCUGAUUUUCGUAAGGGUUCUUGUAGGCGUGGUGAUAUGUGUGAGUAUGCUCAUGGAGUGUUUGAGUGCUGGCUACACCCAGCUCAAUACAGAACUCGGCUAUGCAAAGAUGGCACAAGUUGCAAUAGGCGGGUUUGCUUUUUCGCUCACACAGCUGAAGAACUUCGCCCCUUGUAUGUCUCUUCUGGAUCUGUGGUUCCUUCACCACGCUCAUCUGUAAGCAGUGCUGGUGUCAUGGAUAUGGCUGCCACAUUGAGCCUUUUCCCUGGUUCUCCCUCAUCGAUCUCUGCCAUGUCACCUAAUCCCUUUACUCAACCCAUGUCUCCUUCAGGGAAUGGCAAUAUGCACUCAUCCAUGGCGUGGCCACAACCAAAUGUGCCUACACUUAAUCUCCCGGGGAGCAACAUUCAAUCGAGUCGCUUGAGGUCUUCCCUUAGUGCUAGAGAUAUCCCUGCUGAUGAUUUUAGCAUGUUGUCAGAACAUGAUGCCCAACAACAGAUUUUAAAUGAUCUAACCUGUUUUUCUCAAUCACGAAACAGUCCUGUGUCUUUGAGUCGCUCUGGUCGGACUAAAACACUGAAUCCCUCAAAUCUGGAGGAGCUUUUCACUGCUGAGGUAUCUUCAUCUCCUAGGUAUUCUGAUCAGGCCGUUUUCUCCCCUGGCCACAAAUCAGCUGUUCUCAAUCAACUCCAACAACAAAGCAUGCUAUCUCCCAUUAAUACAAAUGUUUUCUCUCCAAAAAACGUAGAGCACCCACUAAGGCAGGCUUCAUUUGGUGUUGGAUCUCCCGGUAGAAUGUCACCAAGAAGUGUGGAGCCAAUUUCCCCAAUGGGCUCUAGGCUAGCUGCAUUGAUGCAGCGUGAGAAGCAGCAACAGCUACGAAGCCUCAGCUUGAGGGACCUAGGAUCCAAUAAUCCCAUCCCAACUGUUGGUUCUCCUGUAAAUGCAAAUUCUUGGUCUAAAUGGGGAUCUCCAAAUGGAAAAGUAGACUGGUCAGUUAAUGGGGAUGAACUAGAACUUUUGCGAAGAUCAAAUUCGUUUGAUCUUCGGAAGAACAUUGGUGAGGAGCCUGAUCUAACUUGGGUUCAGUCUCUAGUUAAGGAAUCACCACCUGAGAUGAUGAAAGAGAAACCAACAGUUCUGGCCUCUGGUGCCGCAUCUUCUGGUGAGGGUUUGAAUUCUAGUUCUCCUACUGAUUCCAUUGAUCAUUCGGUUAUUGGGGCAUGGCUUGAGCAAAUGCAGCUUGAUCAGCUUGUAGUCUAGUGAAUAAAUUCAUCUUGAUUACUCAAAUUGAUGAUAGGUAAAGCACAUUUUCACAAGGUACAUAUUAUUUUGCUGGGUAUUUUUAGGGAUGGUUGAAGCUUUGGGAAGACACAACAGUAGUGAAGGUGGAACAAAAGGGUGAUGUUCAACAGUUCAAGUGUUAAAAGAAUGACUGAAAAGUUCAGGCAAAUUAUUCAAUUUUUUUUCUUAUACCAUUUUAUUGUUUAUUACAGAAAUCAAGAAAGUGGGAAGAAGCCUCUCUCUGGACAUUGAUUAAGAAAACUUAGUCCAGGCUUGGUCUCUCUCUUCUAAUAUUUUCUGCUCGUAGGAUUAUUCUUGCUGCUAAAUUUUCUCUUCAAAGAAAUGGCUGAUACAAGACCUUUAUUGUAUCUUUUGAUGUCUCAUUUUUUCAGUUCCCAAAAUAUAUAUUUUCCUUGGAUAGUUGAUUGACUAAAGAAACGUAAGUGGGGGAGAAGGGGAGAUUAAUUCUUUUUGAUGGCUGCAAUGUAAUUUAGAUGCCAAUAUGUUUCCUUUAUUAUUAAUAAUAUAUUUGAAUACCUUUUUUUUUUUUUUUUUUCCUUAGUUGAACCGUCUUGCCCUCUUAUCUUUUUCUUGAUUCACUUUGCUCGCUUUAUUUCGGAUGUACAUACAAUCAAUAACUGAAGCCAAGUUAUAUAUAUAUGUUAUCUGGGUGUCA
This is a messenger RNA of Pistacia vera, 3250 nucleotides long. RefSeq names its product zinc finger CCCH domain-containing protein 30-like. Lineage: Eukaryota; Viridiplantae; Streptophyta; Magnoliopsida; Sapindales; Anacardiaceae. Gene Ontology annotation, molecular function: protein binding; metal ion binding. The transcript is spliced from 2 exons. Bases 397 to 2553 code for a protein of 718 amino acids. The record is from RefSeq and is a predicted model, not a curated record.